This is a messenger RNA of Symbiodinium necroappetens, 256 nucleotides long. The record is from the annotation of a GenBank genome assembly. NCBI's taxonomy places the organism in Eukaryota, Dinophyceae, Suessiales, Symbiodiniaceae.
GUUGCUGGUCUUUACUGUGGGCCUGCUGCGGCACCGUCUGCUGAAGCGAAGGGCGAUGGCCGCGGCCGUGGCUGCUGCAGUGGGCGACGUGCCGAUUGGGCCUCCGCUGACCCCUGUGGCUCCUGCUGCGCCGGCCUGCGCCCUCGGCCUUCCGAAGGUGGGCUCCUUCUCGGGCCGUUCUGCCCGCUCCGCCGCCUCGGCUCCAACUGCGGCCUCGAGCCACACGCGCGCCAGGACCGAAGAGUGCAUCGACCUA